Molecule: messenger RNA, 1095 nt
Organism: Durio zibethinus
Lineage: Eukaryota; Viridiplantae; Streptophyta; Magnoliopsida; Malvales; Malvaceae
Source: RefSeq, a predicted model, not a curated record
CUCUCAUAACAUUUAUAAAAAGGCUUAUCAUAGAACUCAUUUGGCAAAUAUACUUUGCAUAGUUUAAUUGAAACAUUUCAAGUGAGAAGCUGUUGAGAGAAGAGAAAGAAAGAGAGGAAAAAAAAGUAUGGGAAAUAGUGGAGAAAUAGAAGAGGUGCAAUGGUUGUCUUCAGUUUCAUCCUCACCAACAAAACUGCCUUUAUUAUCUUUGAACCAUGUCUCUUUUGUCUGCAAAUCAGUACGCAAAUCUGUGAGGUUUUAUGAGGAAGUGUUGGGAUUUGUUCUCAUCAAACGACCUUCUUCUUUCAACUUUGAAGGAGCUUGGUUGUUCAACUAUGGAAUUGGCAUCCACUUGCUAGAAUCAGACAGUGUUCCAACAAAGAAAGAAAAAAUCAAUCCAAAAGACAACCAUAUUUCAUUCCAAUGCUCUGAUAUGAAGCUGGUGAUGCGAAAACUUGAAGACAUGAAUAUCAAGUAUGUGACAGCAGUGGUGGAAGAGGGUGGGGUUAAAGUAGAUCAGUUGUUCUUCCAUGACCCCGAUGGCUAUAUGGUUGAGAUUUGCAACUGUCAAAACCUUCCUGUUCUUCCAGUUUCCUCUUGCCCUCUCAAGCCACCCGAUUCUGGCUGGAAUAAUGCAGUUUCUUCUUUAUAUGGUGGGUUUUUUUAUACAUUAAUUCACUUUAUUUUAUUCUUAAAAAUGCCUAGAGAAGCUGAUUGUUUAACAUGUACUGAAAACUACAGGGAAGCGAAGCAGGGAGACAGCAUGUUCAGGAGUAGCGGCUCUGUUGAUGGAGUACCUGGUCAUUGACUUGUUGGACAUAUCAAUUUGACAUAUAAACAGAUAUCAAAGAUUGAUGGCGAUUUUUGGAGGAAAUAUGUUAUAAUAUCACAUGGACUGUUGCGUAGAACGUGACAAAAGACUGUAAUUUGAGUAAAACGUGGUUGUGAGUUUACACAACGGUGAUGAUUUUGUCUUGCAUUGGUUGUAUUUCAUUAAUAUUAUAUGUGUGAAUUCUUCUCUGUGAUUUUGUCUUGAAAAACAAUGCAUUGUCAAUGAAAGAAAUCCUAGUGCUUCGAGAGUUAUCAAUGGAUUCA